AUGGUGAAAUCAAUCAGAUUGACUGCCUUUUACGGAAUGGAAGACCUGAAACACCUUUAUUUCAUCACUUUCUUUUUUUUGUACAUCAUAAUUCUUGCCAUGAACAUUGUUCUGAUUGGUGUGAUUUGUGUUGACAGAGCUCUGCAUGAGCCGAUGUAUGUAUUUUUAUGCAACCUGGCGUUUAAUGGAUUAUACGGGAGCACUGCUUUGUUACCGCCCUUCUUGGGUACUUUGGUCUCAGAAACCUACGAAGUGUCUCUGUCCUGCUGCCAGGCUCAGAUCUAUUGCAUACAAACAUAUGCAAUAACUGAAUUGACUAUUUUAGCAGUGAUGGGCUAUGACAGGUAUGUUGCUAUAUGUCACCGUCUGCAGUACCACAGCAUCAUGUCUGUUUCAAAGGUGUGUAAGUGCAUUGUGGUCUCCUGGCUUUAUCCACUUCUUGGCUUUACUAUAGUUUUUGGCUUAACGUUGCGACUCAUAUUUUGCAAAAACGUAAUAGACAAGGUGUACUGUAUCAAUUAUUCCCUCAUCAAGCUCUCCUGUGAAGACGCAUCCAUUGUGAACAUUUCUGGACUGGUGUCAGUUAUUGCUUACACUGUUCCGCAGAUCGCAAUGAUAAUUUACUCUUACACACAGAUUCUAAAGGUCUGUUUACACUCCUCCAAAGAAUCACAAAUCAAAGCACUGAGAACAUGUAGCCCCCACUUAGCGGCAGUGUUAAUCUAUUCUAUUGGACUAUUUUUUGAAGUAUGUCAAAAUAGAUUAAACAUGGGUAAUGUGCCUUACGGAACCCGUCUAUUCAUGUCCCUGUACUAUCUGAUAUUUCCUCCCUUGCUAAACCCUGCAAUCUAUGGGAUCAGCAUUAAAGCCAUACGAGUUCGGAUUUAUAAAGUGUUCCGCUGUAAAAUUCUGGUAACACCUAAAACACAGCAGGUAGCAGUGAAAUAAUUCUCUAACUCCUCAUUGUUUUGAGUGUCAUGUUCAAAGCUGGAGGGCUGGAGACCCAUGUCUCAUGUUGCUUCAAGCUGGAACAUCGUAUUGUGGGUAUAUGGGUUGGCUGCUGUUUUCAACACACCAGUAAUGAUGUAUUUAGCAAUAGUCUUUGUCAGUUUAUGCAAUGAUGUCCAUUGUUGUUUUGCUAUGUUGAUCACACCCUGAGCACAUUCUCUGUGUAGGGAACUUGUAGGCCAACACAUACUCAUCCCAACUUGUCAAAUAUUGCAGCCUGGGCAAGGGCUCUUCUCGUCACUAUUCGACAUGUUGGAUAGAUUUCGGCGUCUUCAGUUGACGAGUUGGGGGAUGGGGAUGGGGGGAAAAAUGUAUUCAAAUUUAAGGCUACUACAGACUGGAGCGAUUCACCACCUACUCUGAAAUCACAUAAUGCAUGUAAAAAGCCUCUUGUCACUUACCUUA
Anguilla anguilla (European eel) is the source of this 1413-nucleotide messenger RNA. Its product is annotated as olfactory receptor 52Z1-like. The record is from RefSeq and is a predicted model, not a curated record. The coding region runs from base 1 to 948 and encodes 315 amino acids. Gene Ontology annotation, cellular component: membrane. The transcript has a single exon. Lineage: Eukaryota; Metazoa; Chordata; Actinopteri; Anguilliformes; Anguillidae. Gene Ontology annotation, biological process: G protein-coupled receptor signaling pathway. Gene Ontology annotation, molecular function: olfactory receptor activity; G protein-coupled receptor activity.